AUGUCAUCUGAAACUACAACAGUUGUUCCUUGGAAGAACUUAGGAAAGUCUGGUUUAAAGAUCUCCAACAUCAUUAUUGGAUGUAUGGGGUUUGGUUCAAAGAAAUGGGAUCCUUGGGUGAUUGAGGAUAAGCAAGAAGUCUUCAAGAUCUUGAAAAAAGCUUACGACCAUGGUAUUAGAACUUAUGACACUGCUGAUAAUUACAGCAAUGGGUUAUCAGAAAAGAUCUUGGGUGAAUUCUUGAAGGAGUACAAAAUUCAAAGAGACAAGGUUGUUAUCAUGACAAAGUUCUGGGGUCCUACUGAUGAUGCUUAUCCGGAAGGUUAUAAGGGGAUUUUUGUUGACUAUAUUGGCUCACCAAUUGAUAAGAUCAAUUUUUUAAACAAUAGAGGUGCUUCUAGAAAGCAUAUCAUGGAUGCUGCUAAGAAUUCUUCUGAAAGAUUAGGUACUUAUAUAGAUGUUUACCAACUUCAUAGAUUUGACAAAGAUACUCCAAUUGAGGAAACUAUGAAAGCUUUGAAUGAUGUUGUUAAUGCUGGUUAUACCAGAUACAUUGGAGCAUCAACCAUGAGAGCUGUUGAUUUUGUUGAAAUGCAACAUGUUGCUGAAAAGAACGGAUGGCACAAAUUCAUUUCAAUGCAAAGUUUGUACAACUUGUUGCAAAGGGAAGAUGAAUCUGAAAUGAACUACUACUGUGAUAAGACUGGAGUUGGUUUGAUUCCAUGGUCUCCUUUAAUGGGUGGUGUUCUUGCUAGACCUGUUCCAAAAGAUGAAUCAGAAAAGACUGAAAGAAUUAAAACAUCAAUGUUUACUGUUUUUUUCAAGUCAGCAGAUCUGACAAUUGGCACAAAAGGGCAAGACUCAGAUAUUGAAAUCGUCAAUAGAGUUGGUGAAAUUGCAAAGACAAAAGGUACCUCAAUGGCUGCUGUUGCAACUGCGUGGGUGAUUGCUAAAGGUGCUGCUCCUAUUAUUGGUUUCACUACCGUGGAAAGAGUUGACGAUGCUGUUGAGGGUGCUAACUUGAAGCUCACUGAAGAAGAAAUCAAGUAUUUGGAAGAGCCAUAUCUUCCAAGAGCAAGAGUUGCUUAA
Hansenula anomala is the source of this 1089-nucleotide messenger RNA. Its product is annotated as aldo/keto reductase. The transcript has a single exon. Bases 1 to 1089 code for a protein of 362 amino acids. The record is from RefSeq and is a predicted model, not a curated record. Lineage: Eukaryota; Fungi; Ascomycota; Saccharomycetes; Phaffomycetales; Wickerhamomycetaceae.